This is a messenger RNA of Gordionus sp. m RMFG-2023, 2304 nucleotides long. RefSeq lists its product as uncharacterized. Bases 198 to 1793 code for a protein of 531 amino acids. Lineage: Eukaryota; Metazoa; Nematomorpha; Gordioida; Chordodea; Parachordodidae. The record is from RefSeq and is a predicted model, not a curated record. The transcript is spliced from 9 exons.
ACACUUUUAAAUGCAUUUCAUAAAUGAAUCCUCAAUCUAGAAUAGCAUAGUUUAUUAUGUUAUUGGCUUUUAAUCAUUGAAAAUUAUCCAUUUGACUAUUAUAGACUAUAUUUAUAAAACUAACUUUCCUCCAAUAGAGGGAGUUAAAAUUUUCGAUUUAUAUAAUAUAUCCUUUAUGUGCAUUUAUUCAUUUAGCAAUGAAACCACCCAAACGAGCGAAAAACGGCACAAUUGUACUAAAACAUUCGAGAUCUUGGAAUAAAUUUGAUAAUAAAAAAUUAUUUGAAGCUCUUGACAAGUAUGGUGAAGAUUUAAAAGAAAUUAAGAAAAUUUUGCCUAAACGAAGUUUUGAAGAAAUUUUUUUUCAUAUUAAAUAUUACAAGAAUAUAUGCAAAAGGGCAUAUAUAUGGCAAUGCAAAAAAGAAGCACCUUAUAUAUUGACAUGGAUUGACACAAUAAAAAAUGUAACAUCCUUAGCUUUGCCUUUUAUUAAUAUUAUAGAUAAAGUAUCAUUUAUUGGAAAGAUUGCAGAUAAUAUAGCUGAAAAUUAUCAAAUUCAAACAAAACAGUUACAAACUUUAUCAGAAUUAAUUGACUUCAAAAAUCUAUACACAUUUAUAGCAGAUAUUUUUAAUAGCAGAAAAAUUGGAGAAUUAAAACCUUAUGAAUCUCAACUUUUGUUAUCAAUGAUAAUGGAAAUAGAAGCCGAAGCCUCAGGACAUAAAUAUUUGUGCCCUCAAUUAUUGUCGAGAGCACGUACAAUGAAAGGAUUAUCCAAUAACUAUCCAAAAUAUUUUUUUAUCGACCCUCUGGAAGUCAUGCACGAGGCUUAUAGAAUUAAAAAGGAUAGAGUUAUCAAUACCGAAAAAGACAUUCAGCUACCGACUAAUCCUGAUAUAUCUAUGAUACUCUCUGAACAAGACAUAUCGUCAGCCCUAAUCAAAAUACACAAUCAAACGGAUCAACCCUAUAAUAAUGAUAAUUCGAAUGUUGCAUUAGAUAUUGAAGAUGAAUCUCUUAAUAGUAUGGAUUUUGACGCGCCCUGCACCUCACUCAUGCCAUACAAACAUUACCAAAAUAGAGUUUUAAGUGCCAAAUCAAAAGAAACCAUUGACUCUGACAUACAAAAAUCGUUACCCAUUACCGAUAUUUAUUCAUCUCCAAUAAUAGAAGACAAUCCGCUUGACCUGAAUCAAUUACCUUAUUUAAAUUCCCUCGCCCAAUUCAGUGAGUUGUUUUUGCGAAAUAGAUCUUACCAACCCAAACGUCGCACUAUUAAACAUAACGACGGAAUUAAAUUCGAUCUCGAUAAACUUAUUGAUUUGUUAUAUUUUCUUAACCCGUUUUGUUUGCCUACUUUGCAAAUUACAUCUGUCAAAGACGAAAAGAAUGAUGUAAUCAAAAAAUUUGGCAGGAUAAAUAGUAGCCGGGAAAUCGCUCUCCCCCUUUCUAGUAAUAGUGUUGCCACCUCCAUUUUACAAAUCAAUUCAGAUACCUCUGUAACCCUACGCAAUUUAAAGUUCAAUUCAGCUCCUAUCCAAGCAUCGGAUAAUUGCAAGGAUCUUCCGAUUAAUAAUUUACCAAAAACCUUUGAUUUACAAACCCUACCCUCAAAACGCAUUAAAAUUUUGGGAAUCAUAAAAAAAUUAAAUACUUCAGAUGGGAAAACCGAUAAUAUGAUGAUCGAUUUCAUUGGAUCCAAUAACACGGUUGAAACUCAUACAUUAAAAAAUCUUAGCAAUUUGCAAUUUAGAGAUUAUGGAUGUUAUUCUAAAAAGCAAAAAAAAAUAUAAAUCCUAUAAUGAAACUAUAAUAUAAUUUAUUUUAUUUUUUUUCCUUUUAUUUACCGAAUCUAUGUAGAAUAACGCAUAUUAUUUCACGUUUGUUAAUAAGUAACUGAUUGUAAUUUAAUAUAUUUUUUUAAACUAAAUAUAGUAAUAGAUUUCAUUUAAAAUACCUGUGAUAUCAGUUAUUCUUUCCUCUUAGGCCUCGUCAUAUUCGAUUCUUACUCUUAAAUAUGAGAUAAUAUCUAAAAUGGUGAUUCUUUUUCAGCCCCUUCAGUUGCAAAAAAAUUGCCGAUAAUUCUUUACUUUUGAUGAAGUAAAAAAAGGAUUUGUUAUUAAUUUAAAAUAUAAUUAAAGAAUCUCAAAUAUAUUUUUUAAAAAUAAGUGUCAUCAUAUAACGAGGCCUGGCAAUUUAAAAGAAAUUAUGAUGAAAGGAAGUUCUGCAUUGAUUACAUAAUUUUUCUUAUUUAAAUAUUUUAAUUAUAGAAAUAAAUCAUUUUAAAAAAUUUAUUAUAAUUUA